GUAGAUGUAGACGUAUUUGCAAAGUGUACCUGUCGAUCGAGAAAUUUCCAUAAAUAUUAAAUAUGUGGUUAAGUUUCCCUUGGUUAUGACGCAUGGCGACACAAAAGAUUCCGGAUGAUGACUGUCAGAUGGAAUUUUUAUGAAGUAUUCUUGGAUGGAAAAGCAUCGUGAAAAUCGUGCUUAUUUAUCUCAUUUAUCUUAUUUAUCGCGAGUAACAAUAACGAAGAAACACAAGGCACACGUAAUCCCGCAGGAGACAAACGUGAUAUGAAACAAGACGUCCUUUAUGUGCGUCCUAGGUUAAUCUUAUGUACGCUUAUAUAUAAUAUACUAACUACACAGAAGAUAAAAUACUGAUUCAUCUCUCAUAUUUGAUUUCACUUUCUAAUGAACGAAGUCGAGGAAUCAUGCACUCGGCAGGAAAACAUAAUAUUAGGAACAAAAAUAAAUGCUCUAGUAAAUAAUAGAAACGAUGAACGAAACAUGGAUUUUCCUAUGUCAGAUGUGAAACACGACGAUCUUGAAGACAAACUUUUGGAUCAUGUGACUAAUAGCAAAGCGAUCUUCAAGAGUCAACAGAAAGGAGAACCCGAAUUGACGUUUGAAGAAAAGCGUGUCAUAGCUGAGAAAUUGUUGAAGAAAAGCCAUUGCUCAUUUCUGUCUAAAUUCGGACAUUACUUGAGAGUGGAACAUUUGGAAUAUUUCAACAAGAGUCAGGAUUAUGAGACGGUUUACCACGUGAAUAGAUUACGAAGAUAUUUUAAUAAUUCUACACGACAUAUCGAUGUUAGAAACAGAAGAUAUGAAGCUCUGAGAACAUUGAUAGAGAAGGGAGAUUAUUUCAGCGAGUGUGAAAUGAUGAAAAGGAAUCCAUUACUAUAUGAACAUUUAAUAGGGCAAUAUUUAUCAGAAGAAGAAAAGAAAGCUAGAGACAGCAUUGAUGCGCAAAGUGCAAAUUAUGUGGAUAUACUUAUGGAAACUAUCGAGAGAAAUAAAGUACAAAAAUACUUAAGAUCUCAACAGAAGGAGGAAGACGAAGUACGGGAAGAGAAUGAUUCGGAUGAUGAUGAUGAUGAUGAUGAUACUGAUGAUAAUGGAAAGAGUAUUGCAUCUAAAAACCUUGAUAAACAGAGUCAUUACCAAUGGGGUGAAAAUUUAAGUGAAAAAAAUAAUAGUGAUAAAGAUAGAGAUAACAAAUUACAAAGUUGCAGUAAAACGCAACAUAAAAUAUCAAGCCAAGAAAUAAAAUUACUUAGACAGGAAUUUGUCACAAAUAUGUAUCAAAGUUUCUUGGAUGGUAAAGAUAGAGAUUUUGAUUAUAGCACUGUUGAUGACAAUGAAGCUUAUGAUAAUGUAGAAUUGAGAAAUCAAGAUGAAGAAGAAAAAUACUUUGAUUCUGAAGCUCCUGAAACUGUUCUUCCACACAGUGAAUGCAAUGAUCCAAACGAAUCUGAAGAUGAGUUGGAUAUAUAUAUGAAAUCACUGAAGGAACAGACUCCUACAAAUCUACACUCUUUGGAUAAUCAGACAUAGCCCUGUUUACAUUGGGUUACAAUAAAUAUAUUUGUAUUUAAUAAAAAAAA
Molecule: messenger RNA, 1583 nt
Organism: Pogonomyrmex barbatus (red harvester ant)
Lineage: Eukaryota; Metazoa; Arthropoda; Insecta; Hymenoptera; Formicidae
Product: coiled-coil domain-containing protein 97
Source: RefSeq, a predicted model, not a curated record